AUGAAGAUCAAGAAACAGGCUACAUCGCGACAUGAGUCGACUCUGUCGCCGAUGAUAGCAGACUUCGUAAAGGCAACCGAGUCAAUACCGCUAUUCCAGCUGCCCGCACAUCUCGCCUCCUUCCCUAGGCACUGGCCCUUUCCCCGCGGUGACGCAUAUCACUGGAUCCCCGCCCUCAACCGCUUCGACCACAUCCUCGAGCUGUUCAACAAGGAGUAUGGCCUGGCAGACGGACCGCAGACGCAGUCCUUCCAGCGCCGACUACUGCUCAAGGGCGAUGUCGAGGAAGGAAACACCAGCUCGGAGCAGACCACAACCGAUGCUGUCCUGGAUACCCUGCACGUAUCACAGGAUGGCGAUCGCGAGCUGAUCGAGCAGAUCCUCAACUUCACGCGCAUGCUCUUGGAGAAUUGCGGCAAUCGUAGUCUGUACUCUAGCAGCGAGCGCUUGGACAAGCUACUAAACACGACUUCCACAUCUCUUCUCAAAGCUACGCUUCGUCUAGGUCAUCGACUCGCUCAGCGCUACGCCGCCGCACGCAUGCGCCUGGCUCCGGCCACCCUCCACCCAUCUCUUCUCUCCAGCCACUACAACAUCAAUCUCGACAAGGUCCAGAAGCUGGCCAGCCCAUUCGCAAAGGGCCCCGCCACAGCAGUACCAGUGUUCGGCACACCGGCAGGCAAAGGCAAGGAGCGCGCUGGCAGCACUGAUAAGAUUAGUCCGUCCGAUCUCGUUGCCAUGUACUCCAUGUCCGAAGCAUCGAUGAAGCAGGAGUUCGGAGGCGUCCUCGUCUCGUACUAUGAACCCACUCCCUCGUCCGAAGCAGAGAGCAGCAAACCGGCUUCCAUAGACACACCCGCACCCACAACACCGACUCCAGUGCGAAGAACGUCAAGCAUGAACCCCAACCGAACACCGCGACAGCCUCAGCCUCCGCCCGCUACCGAUUCACCGAGCACGCCAGUCUUCACACCUGGACAACCCAGUAGUACAACGAAUGGGCCCAAGACUUUCGAGCUGUCAGCCGAGAAGGUGGUCAAGACCGACAUCCACGACCUUAUUAAGGAAGGACUCGCACGUCUACCGGAAACAGCCCACUACGAAUUCCUCCACAAGCUUCGCACCGCGAAGAUGUUCCACGAGGGACACACAGGGCGCGACAGUGCAGUCGCCAUCCGUCUUCUAUCCAUCGCAAACAUUGGCUACGUACACGUCGAGAAGGAGUUCAUGGCAAAGCUGGGUCAGCAAGAUGCAGAUGAGCCACGCCGGUUACAACUUGCCUACCAGCUCUCUGAGCUGGUCCAUCCGCCAGGCAACGGUGAGACUGGAAUCUCGACGGAACUGCAGACUUACACCAUGAGCGCUCUUGAGGCGCUCGCAAAGCACAAGUCCAAAGCGCCUGAUGUUUGCACCGCCCUCAGCGUCAACGUUAACCAUGGUGUACUUUUCUACGUUGUGCGCAAGCUUGUCGCUGGACUUGGCGAAGAGACAGGUAACCCUGAUGAUGUCGAAGAAGAUGAGUGGCGCGAUGCUUUGUUCUCUCUUCUGAACACUCUACCUACUUCUCAAACGCGCACUGGUGAGCAGAUGGUGGCCGCUGGUCUUCUGGAAGUUCUAGUCGAUGUCCUCAAGCUGCGUACCGCUAAGGCAGAACGCAAUCACCCUAAGAUUCUCAACUUCCUUGACACAUUCGUCUAUAACCUGCGCGACGCCUUCUCAGCCCUUGUAGCCGCGAAGGGACUUGAAAUCAUCGCUGAUCUGAUGCAAUACGAAGUCGACACUUCUAAGAAGCUCGCAGAAGAGGACAAGGGCAUGCCCAAGGAGUACAAGACGCAGCUUACUGAUUAUCAAAUUCCGUUUUACCACCAGCAGAGUCUACGCUGGCUUUUCAAGUUCCUCAACCAUAUGAUGUCACAUACAGGCGGAAAUUUCGAUCGCCUGAUGCGAAACUUGCUUGACUCGCAACAGCUGCUCAGCAGCUUGCGCACUGUGCUAUCCAAUGCCAAGACGUUCGGCUCAACUGUCUGGAGUAUGGCUGUCACAAUCCUUACCAGCUUCAUCAACAAUGAGCCCACUAGCUAUCAAGUCAUCGCCGAGGCGGGUCUUAGCGAUGCGUUCCUGGAGACUGUGGCUGGAGAGCCCGCUUCAGAAGCAAUUGCUGCAGCCAACGCUGAUGUGAGUGCUUCAACACCAUCGACAUAUCCUCCACGAGAAGCUGGAAAGUCACUUGCGGAGGGUAUCCUGCCUGUCGCAGAAGCCAUUUCGACUUUACCACCGGCCUUCGACGGCAUCUGCUUAGCUGAGGCUGGUAUGAAGUUGUUUCAGUCAUCAAUCGCACUUGAGCGAUUCUUUGAGAUUUUCGAGAGUCCUGCCCAUAUAAAAGCACUUGAUGCUGAUACCGAGAUGCCUACUUUGAUCGGAAACUCUUUCGAUGAGCUGGUGCGCCAUCACCCACCUCUGAAGGCACGUGUUCUUUCAUGUCUCAGCGAAUUGAUAGCGCGCGUGGUUCAACUUUGCGCCGAGAAGGCCGUUAAGGAAGGUGUGGGAGCUAAGCUUUGGUCCGAGGACGCUGCUGGUAAGCUGACCGUCGCUGGCGGCCGCCAAGCCCUUUCUGGGCCACGCUCUCAACAGAGCACAGUUCAAGCUUCGGAAUCUACAGCUACCGACGUAGAGAUGAAGGAUGCUGAUGAUACUGCUAACGAACCAGUCGCUUACGACCAAAUCACUGAGACCGAAGACAGCACCAAGGGCCCUACUACCGGUCAAUACAUCCGCGUUCUGUGUCGCUUCCUCUCUGGAUUCUUCUCAAAUCACGCCAUGUGCGCUGCGUACGUCGAGCUCGAUGGUGUAGACAAGAUUCUCGACAUCUCAAGCCUUGCCUGCUUAGAUCCAAAGGCAAGUGAGUACCGCAGCAUGUGUGAGCAAUUCGGCCAUGUUGUCCAAGUACUCGUCGAGCAGAAGCCGCAUAUCGCAGUGCCAUCUCUGAUCAAACGUACACAAGCAGCCUUGGAGCACUUGCAGCCUCUCCUCGACCACACCGGCAAGCAGGCUUUCUUCGCACCUUUUACCAGUUCUGGCACUUCUCAGAACACUGAGAAUUUGCAACGAGGCACACAAUACGUCAAAGCCCUAGUUUCUGCCCAUACUCUCGUCGGAGCUAUGACCUUAACAUUCCAGAGCCAGAUGUAUACUACCCGCUCUUCGCACAAUGUGUCUAGCCAAGUCAAUCUCGCCGACAUGUAUGCACGUCUUGUGGAUAGCCUCGGAAGGUUACAUCGAAGCUGUGUAUGGGAAGAGUUGUUACUACAGCGUAACAUGCCUACAGAAUGGGAGAAGGAGACCCGUAUCACUAGCUCAGGCUUUGGAAACGAUGAAGCCGACAAUGUGUUCCGAAUUGGAAACAGCGCUACCGAAUCACCAAGCAACGGUGACGCUGCCGCUCCUGGCUCGAAUUCAGAGAACCCUGUUGCGAGCCAGAAUAGUGCGCAAUUCAAGAACACACAGACUCUCCGCAAUUUGCUUAGCAGGAUACCUACCGAGGUUGCACCGUUCUUCCAGUCGCUUGGUAAACUCCUCUUGUUUCGCCGCAGCUUGGAGGCUUACCAGAGGCAAUGUGCUACUGUUGUGUCAGACCAACUUGCUCAGGCCGUCAUCGAUCAGCUCGAAUACGAAGGUCCGAAAGAAUCGGAGAUCAUUGAAGAUCGGUAUGCGUACUGGAUUGUCAUCCUGACAUCCUUGUCGCAGCUCAUCGUAGAGCCAAACCUCGAUCGAUCACAAGCUUUGACGCUGCUACUCGUGUCUUUCCGCAACCUAGGUGGAUUCGAUGUUUUAGCGAACAUUCUCAACCAAUUCUACCAAUCGGCGCUCAAACUUACCUCGAAGCAGAUGGACGACACCACCAGCGAGGAGACGAAGCGACUGCUCAACCUGUCGCUUGGAGGCAUCAAGAUUAUUUUGGCCUUUUACUCUCAGAUCAUUAACUUCAAGGUCAUCUCAGAGUCUCCACAGACGUCAUCCAUGCAAACCCGGCCAGACCGCGAUCGGGAGCGGUCUGACUAUUUCUUGACUGCACAAUUCCUCGUCGAGCUCCGCUACGCUGUGAUUGUUCCUGUCGAGAAGAUUUGGAAUUCGGAUCUCAUCGACAAAGCAACCACGUCAAUUGUGAAGACGUCUAUCAACAUUCUAAAAUCUGUUCUUGAGUGUGAAGGCGAGCACGGAGCGUGGAAGAGUAUCGACAAGAUUCCAAAGCGUAGCAAACCUAUAAUCAAGCCUUGGUCUGCUAGGAAUGGAGAUCACUUGCCGCGUCUGAAGGAAAACGGACAUGAGGAGAGCCUGGCUGAAGAAGCCCUGUAUCGCUGCUGCGACAACUUCAACAUGGCAAAUGAGUACUGCAAGAAUCAGGCCCGUCCAGGUGUUUCCAGGAACCCUAUUCCACAGUAUGAGAUUCAAGCGCGUGGCCCGCCGUCCACCUCGCCGAGCCGAGCUGAAGUGGUGGUCCCCGAGCAUCCAGAUGAUGCUAGCAUGACAUCAAGCGAAGUAACGCGGGAUGAAGAUGGCUCUGAGCAGCCGGAGACACAGUCGGUUCAGAUGGAAGACGCCGACACUUCGACUGCAGAGACAGAAGCGCCUACGUCUACUACACCUGUACCGGGUGAUCAGCCGAGCCAGGCACCUGCUGUACCGCAGGAUACUCUUGCUUAUCAAAAGCGGAUGGCUAACGGAAAUUCAACUCAGCUUGUUGCACUAGACAUGUUGGAUGAACAGCGAACCAAGCUCCGUGAGAGACUUGUUGAGCAAUCUCUUGACGUGCUCAACACGCACGAGGAUGUCACCUUCGAGCUUGCCGAUCUCAUCUCAGCCGCCGUUUCAAAGGCACCAGAUCCAUCCGAGAUGCGUGGGGAAAUCGGCAUGAUGCUCGUACAGUCUCUCAUGUCACUGCAGAGUGACGACGACUUCCGAAAUCAGGGCAAGAAGAUAGCAGCUUCAGCCCAUCUUUUGGCCUUGAUACUACAAGAGAAGGAUUUCUACGAUGUCAUUGUUGAGCAGCUUAAGGAACAUUUCACUACGUUGUUGGGUUUCAUCAAAAUCUUCCCAGAUCAAUCUCCGGAAGAUUCAUCACCUUGGAUCGGCCAGGUCUUGCUUAUCGUCGAACGACUACUAGCUGAGGAUCAACUUCCGCACCAAAUUUCAUGGACUCCGCCAACGGAAGAGUCAACAGAAGAGACCACAGUUGACGAGCUACCACAGCCGAUUGUCAGUGUCGAGGAGAAAGAUCUGCUGUUCAAUGCGAUUAUCGAAAUGCUGCCUCGCAUCGGGAAGGAUGAGUCGUUGGCUCUAUCCGUGACACGAGUACUAGCCAUGCUUACUCGCACUCGCAAGAUAGCGACCCGUCUCGCAGAGAAGCGCAACAUCCAGCGACUGUUCCUUAUGGUCAAGCAACUUGCGGGCAUCACCAACGAAGGCCUGCGUAGCGCUUUCAUGAUUGUCCUUCGCCACAUGAUCGAAGAUGACGAAAUGAUUCGGCAGAUCAUGCGUACCGAGAUCCAGCAGAUGUUUGAGUCGCGCGACCGAAGACAGACAGACACCACUGGCUACACUCGCCAGAUGUACGCGCUAGCCAUUCGUGCACCUGAGAUCUUCGUCGAAGUCACCAACGAGAAACUCCAGCUGAAGGGCUUCGAUCCCAACCAGCGACCACAAGCUCUGAUGCUCAAGAAGACUGAGCCACCUUCAACUGAAGGAGCGAGCAUCGUGGAAUCCUCGGAGGUCACUGCGGAGGCUGACAAACCAAAGGAAUCUAGCGAAGCGCCUAAACAGCCAUUCCUCGAGCGAACAAAGACUUCGGAUCUCAAGGUUCCUGUAGUUGAGAACCCUGACGGCGUCAUCCACUACCUGCUCUGCGAGCUGCUAGCUUAUAAGGAAGCAGAAGACAAGCCUGAGGCUGCCAAGCCAAAAGAGAGCGCACCUGAAGCGCAGGCAAGCAAUGAGUCGGGCUCCGACGCCGCUACUGCCGCCCCUGCUGCUGCUUCCACGGAGGCCGCCAAACCCGAAAAACCCGUAUUCAAGGCCGAAGAGCAUCCAAUUUACAUCUACCGCUGCUUCAUCUUGAAGUGUCUCUCCGAGCUUGUACAGAGCUACAACCGCACAAAGAUUGAAUUCAUCAACUUCUCCAGGAAGGCAGACCCUUACACCGUGACACCAUCGAAGCCUCGCUCGGGCGUCCUGAACUAUCUCCUCAAUAACGUUGUUCCUAUCGGGAGCCUGAACCAUGAAGGGGAUCUUGCUUUCAAGAAGAAGCUGUUGACAUCGAACUGCGCAAUCGACCUCAUCGUGUCGCUCUGUAACAAGACUGGAGAGUUUGCCCUGCCCAAGACCGAUGUGCCGAUCUCACCAUAUGUUGAGACUGAGCCAGACUUACUCUUCGUGCGCAAAUUCGUCCUUGAGCAUGCCCUGAAGGCAUUCAAGGAUGCCAACGCUUCGGACGAGCCGCUCGACAUGAAGUACUCGCGUCUGCUAAGUAUCGCCGACAUCUUCUCCAGGAUGGUGUCGCAGCGUCCAAAUGGCGAGAUGCUUACCCAGAACGCCGAUCUGACUCCUAACCUGAAGCAGAUGGCGAAGAUCAUGUAUGAGAAGAACUUUGUCACUAUCCUCACAACGGCGAUCUCAGACAUCGACCUCAACUUCCCGAACGCUAAGCGCGUAGUUAAGUACAUUCUCAAGCCUCUGAAGUGGCUUUGUUACGUCGCCAUGGAUCUGAGUAUGCACUACGAUACCUCCUCAGCCCCAGACUCCGCCGAUGAGUACGAGAUUUCGACCGCAUCCGAUGACGAUCUCAUUGGCAACGGGCGGGAGGAGACGCCUGAUUUGUUCCGCAACUCCACACUGGGCAUGUUCGAAGCCCACGAGUCAGAAUCGGACGAAGACUCGGAAGAUGAAGAGGGUGAAGAGAUGAUGUACGAUGACCCUUACGCGGAUGAUAUGGAGUACGAUGAAGGCGAUAUUGGUGACGACGAUGUCGUUUCCGAUGACGAUGAAGAAAUCCUCGAGAUGGAUAUCGAUGGCAUGGGUCCAAUUGAGGGUCUUCCUGGUGAUGUUGAUGUUGAGAUCGAACUCGACGAUGAUGGCAACGCCAUGGGCUCCGACGAUGAUUCAGAAGAUGAUGAGGAAGACGAUGAGGACGAGGAUGACGAUGACAUGGACGAUAUGGAUGAUGAUGGUGACGAUGGCAUGGAUGAUAUGGAAGAGGCCAUGGACGCCAUGGAAGAGGUGACAGGUGAUGACGAGAAUGCUAGCCUUGCCGAUGAUCAAGAGGAUGACUGGAGCGACGAUCCAGACGAUUUCCCUGGCGGCCCCAACGGCGACGCUAACAUGCCACCGGGCGCGCUGGGCUUCGUCCUUGAUCCACCUCAGCUUCUUGAGCAGAUGCGUCAGCAAGGCGGGGAUCUUGAGGAUUUCCUAGAUGACAACAUGGAAGAAGAAGAUAUGGAUGAUGAGGAAGAGGAAUAUGACGAAGAUAUUCACUACGAUCCUGGCAUGGAGGACGACGACGACGCCAUGCCGGAAAUUGCAUGGGGUGGUGGCUGGGAAGACCCUCAACCCCCUACUGUUCGACAUACCCACCGCCUCAGUCCAUGGAUGUUCCCAGCAGGUCCAGGCGAUCGCAUCCUUGUACCAGCUUACCGCUCACAUCGCCCAGGUGCUGGUCCCCGCGUCACUGACGACGGUAUUAACCCUCUGCUUCAGCGAGGCGGUCGCUCCGCUGGACGAGAUGGCCUACCACGCAACGAAGGCAACAGCGACUGGGUUCACGCCAUCGAAGGUCGCGGUCCUCGUGUCUUCAGUCAAAAUGACAGCCCUGUCUCAUUCAUCAGCAACUUGUUGAACGCGAUGAGCUCCGGCGCUGGCGGCCCGACAUUACACCAGCAUGGUGGCGCGCUGCAUCUUUCUUUCAGCAACUCCAUGGGUAUGCCACCUUUUGAUAGUGGUAUGCGCCGUGAUAUUGCUCGCAUGCGAGAGAACUACACAUCGCGCACUGCUCGCGAAGACCCACACUCUGCGGUAGCUUUCGCCAAGGUAUAUACCAGCCAGCGCUGGCAGGAAGAAGCUAGAAUUCUCUACGGCCCUGCGGCAAUCGAGAAGAGUAACCGGGUCAUCAACUCCAUCCUAAAAGUCAUGGUUCCACCCGCCAUGGAGGCAGCGAAGAAGCGUCUAGAAGAGCGCCAGGCAGAAGUCGCCCGCAAGCUUAAGGAAGAGCAAGAGGAGAAGGAGAAGCAGGAGCGUGAAGAACGCGAGAGACGUGAGGCACAAGAAAAGGAAGAUCGCGAGCGACAGGAACGCGAAGCCGCUGAAGCUGCGAGCCGAGCUCCAGAGCAACCUGCAGAGGACGAAUCCAAGGCGGAGCCUGAGACUGCACCGGAAGCGCAAGCGAUGGAGGGCGUUGAGGCUGGAGAAGCCUCGACACAACCCGCCGCUGCUGAGUCGGCCCCUGCAGAACCUGCUGGGCCACCUCCACAACGCAUCACCACCAUGAUUCGAGGUCAUGAGUACGACAUUACGGAUCUGGGUAUCGACACCGAGUAUCUGAACGCUCUUCCCGAAGAUCUACGUGAAGAAGUCUUGAUGCAGCAGGUGGCUGAGCGUAGAGCAGAACAACGGGCUGCAGCACGACGACAAGAACAAGCGCAGCAGCAGUCGCAAGCCCCGGCACAAGCACAAGCUCCUGCUGCACCCGAAGAGGCAGGAGCAGCAGGUGAAGUUCCUACAGAUAUCAACGAGGACUUCCUAGCAGCACUUCCCGCAGAUAUUCGAGCCGAGUUGCUUGCGCAAGAAGCACAAGAGCGUCGACGCCGAGAGCGCGAAGAGAAUCGCCGUCGCAAUCAAGCCAACGCUGGUGCCCCUCCUCCACAAGCAGAAGAGAUGGAUCCUGCAAGCUUCUUCGCGUCACUGGACCCUAAUCUACGAGCUGCUGUGCUCAUGGAUACGGACGAAGACAUCUUGCGCCAGCUACCACCAGAAUUAUCUGCAGAGGCUCGAGCGAUGGGAGGCGAUCGUCGGUUACAUCAGUUCAACGACUUCGGCUAUAGACGAGGUGAUCGCCGUGCCCAGCCUGAUGAUCCGUCGCAGAAGAAGAAGACUCGUCCUUGUGUACAAAUGCUUGACAAAGCCGGCGUCGCGACACUUCUUAGACUCAUGUUCAUCCCACAGCAGGGAAGCGCAAAGGGUAGCCUGAGCUCCAUCUUGCGCUACGUCUGUGAGAAUCGCCAAAACCGUGCAGAGGUCAUCAGCAUCCUGCUCAGCAUUCUUCAAGAUGGAAGUGCUGACGUAAAUGCUGUCGAGAAGAGCUUCGCGCAACUGUCAAUUCGAGCCAAGCAGCCUCAGCAACCAGCGGACAAGACCCCGAAGAUCUCCCGCAAAAACGGCGCUUUAUCAAUCAACGCAGACGUCUCUCCACUUAUGGUUGUUCAGCAAUGUCUUAACACGCUUACCCAGCUGACAGAGAAGAACCCCGCUGUCUGGCAAUUCUUCCUGACCGAACAUGAGACGGGCGUUGGAUUCAAGAACCGCGCCAACCGCAAGGGCAAGGCUAAAGAGACCAAGGCGAAUAGGUAUCCGGUCAACGCUUUACUUACCCUGCUCGACCGCAAGCUCAUCGUUGAGAGCUCCACCAUCAUGGAGCAAUUGACGACACUGCUGAAGGUCAUCACCGCACCGCUGCAGGUUCUCAAAAAGGAGAAGGAGAAGGCUGCUGAAGAGGCGAAGAAGGAGGCCGAGACAUCUGCGGAUGGCCAGGCCACCGAGAACCAGCCUGCCGAUACUGCAGCCAUAGAGGCUCGUCCCGAAGGCCAAGAUACGGAGAUGACGACCGCUUCUGAAACCGCUGCUCAGCCUGAAGCCGCUACUGCUGAGGGCGAAGGUAGCAUUUCCAGGCCUGACGAGUCAAAGGCCGAAGACGACAAGACGAAGAAACACCGCACUCUCACACCGCCCGAUGUGCCUGAAGUCAACCUUCGACUUGUCGCCAAGAUUCUGGCUGCUCGGGAAUGCAACAGUAAGGUAUUCCAGGAGACUCUCAACGUCAUCAGCAAUCUUUCGCCCAUACCUGGUGCGAAGGAGGUCUUCGGCCAAGAAUUGCUGGGGAUUGCUAAGGAUCUGGCCAGCUCAACACUCCAUGACCUUACCAGCUUGACGAUUCAAGUCUCAAAGGCAAGCUCGCCUACUGAUGUCCAGGGCAUCGCACUUGCCAAAUUCUCCCCAGCAAGCUCCGACCAAACUAAACUGCUACGGGCCCUGACGGCACUUGACUAUCUCUUUGAUCCAUCACGUGACAGCAGGGACAAGCCUGAAUCUGCUGCAGAGGCACUCGAGCCCGCUCAAAAGGAAGAUAUCCUCUUGACCUUAUAUGAGGAUCGAGCUUUCGCGCCCUUAUGGGAGAAGCUCAGUGAGUGUCUGACGGUCAUCCGCCAGCGUGGCAACAUGCUCAAUAUCGCUACCACACUCCUUCCGCUGAUUGAGAGUCUUAUGGUUGUCUGCAAGAAUACUACUCUCAAGGAGAUGCCUUUGUCUAAGAUGAUGCCUAAGGAAUUCGCCCUAUCUAGCCCGCCGCCUGAAAGCAGGAUGGAGAAUUUGUUCUUCAACUUCACUGAAGAGCAUAGGAAGAUUCUCAACGAUCUUGUUCGCCAGAAUCCUAAGUUGAUGAGUGGCACAUUCUCUCUUCUCGUCAAGAAUUCCAAGGUGCUGGAGUUCGACAACAAGCGUAACUACUUCAACAGAAAACUCCACUCCCGAGGCGGCGACCGACAAGCACAUCCGCCUCUGCAGCUUUCUGUCCGCCGAGACCAAGUCUUCUUGGACUCUUUCAAGUCGCUGUACUUCAAGUCAGCCGACGAAAUGAAGUUUGGCAAGCUUAGCAUCCGCUUCCACGGCGAAGAAGGUGUUGACGCUGGUGGUGUUACUCGCGAAUGGUUCCAGUCCAUCUCACGCCAGAUGUUCAACGCCGACUACGCUCUUUUCGUACCUGUUGCUUCCGAUCGCACGACAUUCCACCCCAACCGCCUCAGUUCUAUCAACCCUGAGCAUCUGAUGUUCUUCAAGUUCAUUGGUCGCAUCAUCGGUAAAGCGCUCUACGAAGGUCGCGUUCUGGACUGCCAUUUCAGCCGAGCGGUCUACAAGCAAAUCAUGGGCAAGCAGGUUAGCCUCAAGGACAUGGAGACACUUGAUCUGGAAUACUACAAGUCCCUGGAAUGGAUGAUUCAUAACGAAAUCACGGACAUUAUCACGGAAACCUUCUCAGUGGAAGUCGAGGCCUUCGGUGAGAUGCAGACUGUCGACCUCAUUGAGAACGGUCGUAACAUUCCGGUCACCGAAGACAACAAGCACGAGUACGUUCGCCUCAUCACUGAGCACCGUCUUGUCGGCGCCGUCCAAGAGCAACUUGAGAACUUCCUCAAGGGCUUCCACGACAUCGUUCCCGCUGAACUGGUCUCCAUCUUCAGCGAACAAGAACUCGAACUUCUCAUCUCCGGUCUUCCUGACAUCAACGUGGACGACUGGAAGAACAACACCGAGUACCACAACUACACGGCCGCCUCACCACAGAUUCAAUGGUUCUGGCGCGCUGUCCGAACGUUCGAGAAGGAAGAGCAGGCCAAGCUACUGCAAUUCGUUACUGGUACUAGCAAGGUGCCACUGAAUGGUUUCAAGGAACUCGAGGGCAUGAACGGGUUCAGCAAAUUCAAUAUCCAUCGCGAUUAUGGUAGCAAGGAUCGUUUGCCGAGUAGUCAUACUUGCUUUAACCAACUUGACCUCCCCGAGUAUGAAACUUAUGAGGAUCUGCGUAAGGCCUUGUACACCGCUAUGACGGCUGGUGGCGAGUACUUUGGAUUCGCCUAG
Molecule: messenger RNA, 11889 nt
Organism: Alternaria arborescens
Lineage: Eukaryota; Fungi; Ascomycota; Dothideomycetes; Pleosporales; Pleosporaceae
Product: E3 ubiquitin-protein ligase
Exons: 4
Coding region: 1-11889 (3962 amino acids)
Biological process (GO): protein polyubiquitination; proteasome-mediated ubiquitin-dependent protein catabolic process; positive regulation of protein catabolic process
Molecular function (GO): ubiquitin-protein transferase activity
Source: RefSeq, a predicted model, not a curated record